AUGCUGCGUCGUGUGGCAGUCAUGUGGGAAGACUCCAAUCGCCGACCAAGAAUAAGAGAAGAAAUCCUAAAUAUUGCAAAAAGUGCAUACUACUGGGAAAGAUGGUAUAUUAUCACCGCCGUAGUAGCUUGUCUGGCUUAUGCCGUGCGACCAUACGCUUUUCUCUUGCGUCAUCAUUUGUACGAAAAGCACCAGAAUGUUUCAUACGAUUAUUCUCUAACGGUGUAUCCAGGGAAGUAUUUCUGGUCAACGGAUACCUUGGGCAAAUACAUAUUGUGUAUAAGUUGGGAGCAAACUAUCGUUACUUUUGUCGGCUUGUACGCCAUUGCUACAGAUUGCCUGUGCUAUCAGCUUACUGCACAUGCCGGAAUAGAAUUUCGAGUAUUGCAGCACGAUCUGGAACAUUUAGAAAUAUCACGCAACAAUUGGGGAGAGGUCUUCAGAAAUCUUUUUCAUGCUCUUAUUUUGGGUGUUUCGAGCUUCAUGCAUUGCAUGUAUGCUGAUCAAGUAGCAGAGCAGUCGAGUUUAGUUGCUGAAGCAGCAUACAAAAGUCAAUGGAUGCAUCGGAGUAAAGAAUUCAAGAUCAUGUUGAACAUAAUCAUGAUGAGAGCGCAACGGCCUCUCGAUUGCACCAUUUAUGGCUUGAUUUCACCAAAUCUCACCCAAGUUACGCUGCUUAUCAAGCGAUCGGACAUUCUCCUAUGGUUGUAUCAUCACGAUAAUCGGAAAAGAAUGGCAGAAACAAGGGAAUUUACGAGAAACAGAGGAAAUGAACGUCUACAGGAAGAGAUCACGUCUUUCGAAAAAUUACUUGGACGCGACGUCGGAGUUUUAAGGAUUGCUGGAUUGUUUUCAUUGAACAGUGUUUUUAGUGGCAAAGUUGUGAAAUCUACGAUGUGGGAACCCAUACUUUUCACCAUCGGUAUAAUACACAUUUUUUUUGUUGCUUCCUGCGAAUUUGCAACGAUAAUUAGAGUUUGCCGUAUUGAUCCAAAUUACGCGAUAGGCAGUUUCACUGCAAUGUUUUCUGGAAUCCUCUGCGCUGUGAAGGGUCUAAGGAUAUGGUUUUGGCGUGAAGAAUUUCGUAAAUUAUUACGGCUAUUGGCCAUAAUGUGGAACGAAUCGAGUGAUCGAGUCCAAAUCAAUCGAGAAAAUGAAAAAACCGCAACCAACGUGUCUUGUGUGAGCAAACGGUAUAUCUUGAUGGUGUUUGUACUCUGCUCAAGCUACGCUUUGCGUCCGUACAUACUACUCCUGCACUAUCAUUGGUACGAAAAACUAUCGAAUACAUCGUAUGAUUACUCCGUUACGAUAUAUCCGACAACGUAUCCUCUAUAUACAACUGAUACAAUGAGCAAGUAUAUUAUUUGUGUAUCUUGGGAACAAUUUGUCAUAGUUUUCGUCGCACUUUAUUGGAUGGGUUCCGACAUCAUGUUCGCCCAGAUUACCACGCAUACGGCAAUCCAAUUUCGAGUAUUACGUCACGAUUUAAAGUACAUAACGAAAACGCUAGACAGUAAAAACACGAAGAUCGAAGAAGUACUGGUCAAUCGAUUAUCGAACAUUGCAAGACGACAUCACGACCUCUACAGGCACUGCGAAAUGAUUGAGCGAAUUUAUAAUCCAAUAACUUUUUUAACAAUGUUACUCACCGCAGUCAACAUGUGCUUCUGCGUGUUUCGCUUGGAAAAGGAAGUAUCGUUGAAAAAUUGGGAUGAAGUUAUCAAAUAUUUAUUUCACGCCGUUACUUUGAUUGUCCAAGCUAUUAUAUAUUGUGGCUAUGCCGAUAAAUUAACCUAUCAGACGGGUCUGAUUGCUGACGCGGCUUACGAUUGUCAGUGGAUAGAACGUAGUAAAGACUUCAAAAUUCUCUUACACAUAAUAAUGAUGAGAUCUCAAAAAAACUUUAGAUGCACUGCGUAUGGAUUUUUCUCCGUGAAUCUCAAUCAGAUUACCGUGGGUGGUCGGCUGUGGUUUUGGCGAGAAGAACUCCGUAAUCUCUUACGCUUUUUGGCCGUAUUGUGGAACAAAGAAAAUACAAGAGACAGCAUUGAAAAUAUAAAAAUGGCGGAAGCGACGUGUUUAGUGACUAAGAUACACAUCAUGAUGGUGACAAUACUUUGCCUAAGUUACGCCUUACGACCGUAUAUACUCCUGUUAACAUAUCAAAUGUAUGAAAAGAAUCUGAAUGAAUCGUACGAUUAUACAGUUACGGUAUACACGGCACUGUAUCCUUGGUCAACUGGAACCACAAUUAAAUACAUGUUAUGCGUCACAUGGGAACAAUUUGUGCUUUGUGUCGUCGCACUUUAUUGGAUGGCUGCUGACAUCAUUUUCGCCCAGCUCACUACACAUAUGGCAAUACAAUUCCGUGUUCUUUGGAACGAUUUGGAACAUAUCACCAUCUCUGACAACGGCCAAAAGGAAACAAAUGAGAUUAAACUGAGGCAUCAGUUAUCCGCGAUUGCCAAACGACAUUGCGAUUUGUACACCCAUUGCGAAAUGAUCGAGCGCAUUUUCAAUCCGAUCGUUUUCCUUACGUUAUCAUUCACCGCUGCUCAUAUGUGUCUUUGCGCAUUUCAUCUCCAGAAGCAAGUAAUGUAUGGAAACUGGGAAGAAGUUGCCAAGAGUCUAUUCCACACCGUCACCGUCAUAAUACAAGGAUUUAUAUACUGUGGCUACUCCAACAAAUUAUCUCUGCAGUCAAGUAGAAUGGCGGAAGCUGCUUAUAACUGUCCAUGGAUAGACCGUGAAAAAGAAUUCAAGAUUAUGUUGGGCGUUAUUAUGAUGAGAUCGCAAAAGCCAUUCAUUUGCACGGCUUACGGAUUUUUUGAUCUGAACCUUAUGCAGAUGGCCGCGAUUUUCAAAGGAGCUGGGAGCUAUUUCGCACUUCUACAGUCAGUCACGUGA
Molecule: messenger RNA, 2910 nt
Organism: Venturia canescens
Lineage: Eukaryota; Metazoa; Arthropoda; Insecta; Hymenoptera; Ichneumonidae
Exons: 20
Coding region: 1-2910 (969 amino acids)
Biological process (GO): sensory perception of smell; detection of chemical stimulus involved in sensory perception of smell
Cellular component (GO): plasma membrane
Molecular function (GO): olfactory receptor activity; odorant binding
Source: RefSeq, a predicted model, not a curated record